AUGAAUCAUAUCAAAGCAUUUUUAAUAUACGAUGAAAAUGGUGGUAGUGUUAAUGGUAGUACUAAUGGUGAUGGACUGCACAAUUGUGAAAACACUUUAAAAUAUUCGGGACUUACUCCACAAAGGUUUAUUAACGUUGAAUUUAAUAGCGACUCCACUUAUUUUACUAGUGUAAUCGGAAAUAAUUUAAAAAUAUAUAAAACUUACCCAUUGAAAUUAAUGGCGAAUAGUUAUUUGCCCGAAACAUAUAUUAUUUUUAAAAGUAUUUUGUUGGGAAGAACGAAUUUAAUAGUUUUAUUAUUAAGGGAGGAAAAACAAGAACCAUUAUCUUUAAAGAUUCCUCGAAAAGCAAAAGGAUAUACAGUUAAAAUUUGGGAUGAGCAUCAACAUAAAAUAGUCUGGGAAAGUACUUGCGAAGUUUUGGAUUUUUAUGUUUCUAGUGAAAGUUAUUUAAUAUUAACUACUAUUAAUCACGAGCUUUUGGUGUAUAAGUUUAUUACAGCUGAUAAAGAUCAUAGCAGUGCGAUAAUACAGAUUCAAAUACCUAAUAUCAAAAUCAGAAAUGAUGUUGCUGCGAGUGUUUCACGAAAUUUAUUUACGUUUUCCAAUGCCAAAAUAGUUGGUCAAGUUCAAGUAGCAAAAUUGCCUGACAUGAAAUCCAUGAGCAUAUUUAAGGCACACAAAAACAAUAUUAGAAGCUUAGCAAUUUCUCCUAAUGGCGAAUAUUUAGCAUCUUGUUCGGAAAGAGGAACUUUAAUAAGGAUUUUCAAACUUUAUAGUGGUGGUGCUCAAAACACCAUUGGAAAUACCAAUGAGAAUUACAACAAAGGUUCCAGUAACAAUGAACUCGGGACAUUAUUAUACGAAUUUAGAAGAGGGUUGGAGAUAGCAGACGUUUAUGAGAUUAAAUGGAGCCCAGAUUCUAAAAAAAUAGCGUGUAUAAGUGAUAAAUGUACUUUACAUAUAUUCCAGCUUCCAUUAUUAAAGAAAGAGUUGAUGAAAAGAAAGAAAAAUGUAUUUUUGUUAACAGACAUGUGCAAUAUAAAACUAUCGUCGACGAUACCCGGAGAUCGUUGUAAAAUUGGAUGGGAAUAUCCACAAAACGACAGUAUUAAAAAUAAUAGCGACACUUUUUAUUUAAUUUGGCAUAAAAGUGGCUUAUGGCAAAAGUUUUAUAUUAUGAAAGAUUAUAACGAUUCAAAAUACGAAAUUGUACGUGAAAAUUAUAAAUUAUUAUAA
Messenger RNA from Saccharomycodes ludwigii, 1239 nucleotides. It is a transcript of the gene HSV2, whose product is annotated as phosphatidylinositol-3,5-bisphosphate binding protein HSV2. Gene Ontology annotation, biological process: autophagy of mitochondrion; protein lipidation; nucleophagy. NCBI's taxonomy places the organism in Eukaryota, Fungi, Ascomycota, Saccharomycetes, Saccharomycodales, Saccharomycodaceae. Gene Ontology annotation, molecular function: protein binding; phosphatidylinositol-3-phosphate binding; phosphatidylinositol-3,5-bisphosphate binding. The transcript has a single exon. Gene Ontology annotation, cellular component: cytosol; extrinsic component of membrane; phagophore assembly site membrane. The coding region runs from base 1 to 1239 and encodes 412 amino acids. The record is from RefSeq and is a predicted model, not a curated record.